CGUUAAUCAGCAUCUUCAUGCGAGAACAUUUUCUUUCACUUCAGAAAACUUGAAGGAAAAGGCAGUCAUGAGUCUCUCUGGCAAAGACAAGUCCAUCGUUAAGUCCCUCUGGGAUAAAAUCAGCUCGAAGAGCAGCGACAUCGGAGCUGAAGCUCUGGGCAGGAUGCUGCGUGUAUUCCCGCAGACCAAGGCCUAUUUUUCCCACUGGGCUGAUGUGGGUCCUGAAUCCCAACAGGUGAAAAAGCACGGCGCCGUCAUCAUGGCCGCCGUUGGAGAUGCCAUCGGUAAGAUCGACGACCUGACUAAUGGCUUGUCCAGCCUCAGCGAACUGCAUGCCUUCAAGCUCAGAGUGGAUCCUGCCAACUUCAGGAUUCUGUCCCACAACAUCAUGCUGGUCAUUGCCAUGUACUUCCCCGGAGACUUCACUCCGGAGGUCCACCUCUCCCUCGACAAGUUCCUGCAGAACUUGGCUCUGGCUCUGGCCGAGAAAUACCGCUAAACUCCACAGAUCCAAAAACAUCGACUGCAUACAUGCAGCAUGACCACCCCAAGCAUGUCAACAUCCCUUUAGAUGGAAGGGCUUGGUGAAUAAAAUGAAUAGAUAUAAAGUGUUCA
This is a messenger RNA of Acanthopagrus latus (yellowfin seabream), 615 nucleotides long. Its product is annotated as hemoglobin subunit alpha-A. Gene Ontology annotation, cellular component: hemoglobin complex; haptoglobin-hemoglobin complex; blood microparticle. Gene Ontology annotation, biological process: oxygen transport; hydrogen peroxide catabolic process. The record is from RefSeq and is a predicted model, not a curated record. Bases 68 to 499 code for a protein of 143 amino acids. The transcript has 3 exons. Gene Ontology annotation, molecular function: heme binding; haptoglobin binding; peroxidase activity. NCBI's taxonomy places the organism in Eukaryota, Metazoa, Chordata, Actinopteri, Spariformes, Sparidae.